Messenger RNA from Drosophila innubila, 1016 nucleotides. Its product is annotated as actin-binding Rho-activating protein. Gene Ontology annotation, molecular function: actin binding. The transcript has 3 exons. The record is from RefSeq and is a predicted model, not a curated record. The coding region runs from base 131 to 697 and encodes 188 amino acids. NCBI's taxonomy places the organism in Eukaryota, Metazoa, Arthropoda, Insecta, Diptera, Drosophilidae. Gene Ontology annotation, biological process: positive regulation of Rho protein signal transduction.
GCGCAAACUGCGUGCCACAUUUUGCCAGAGAUAGCAGGCCAUUUUUGGACUUUCAGCUUUCAACAUAUACAUUUACAGUUCACAUAAAUUCUAGUACAACAAUGAGGUUAUAAAAUUACACUCGCAAAAUAUGGCGGAACAAACGAAUACGGAGGACAACACCAUCCUGUCGCGCAUCUCGCUCUUUAACGAGCAUGUGAAGCAACAUCAGCAAUGGCAGCGUUUGAAUCCCUUUUCCCACUGCAGCGUCCGCGACAUGCCCAAGCCCAGCUUCCUCAAGGAUCAAUAUGGCACUGCACCGCCAGGUAGUCUCUCCGAACAGCGGGCUCUACAAGCUCAGGUGCUAUCCUUGCAGGAGAUUCUACAGCUCUGCGAGCUGAUCAACGAGAAUUGCGUUCGGGAUUCAUCAAAUGAUACGCCUGAGAUCAGCCUGAAAUUCGGCGAGCUCUUUGAGAUGUAUAACCACAUCUCUGACAAGCUGCUGGGCACGUUGCUCUGUGCUCGUAAGCACAAGUACGUUGACUUUAAAGGCGAGACACUUUUCCAGGGUCGCGACGAUGCACAGCACGUGCGACUGCUGCGUCCCUUCGAGGAGCUGCGAACCGAGAUUGUGGACAAGAUUGAGAGCCUACGCUGUGACACCGUUGAGAAACCUGUGGAACAUCCGGAACUGCGCGACAACACUCCAGUUUUGUAGUACGCAUUUGGCAUUGAAAAACAAAGUCGAUGUUGGGCUCCAAGAUCGGGUUUUUAAGGGUGGCUGACCCUUGUCAGCUGUGCCACACUCUUAAGUGGCACGUGCGUUUGCCUAAGCCUUUUACAGUUAAUUCAAUUAGCAAUUUGGUUGCACGCACACCCAAAAAUCACUAUGACAAGAGGAUUUUAUCCUCUUGAAAGCCCAGAGUGUGAGAGCUCGACACGCAUACGCCCCGUAUGCCAUUUUAAACACCUGCCAAACCAAGGAUAUCGCAUUUCAGGCAAUAUAUACCUAUGCUAAUAAAUAACUUACAACCAUC